GCAGCCGUCGACCCGGAACAAAAACAAGCGCUGUGCUCGCUGGACGACACGCUUCUGAGCAGCAAAGGUGUUACGGAACCAGUGUUGGAGAUUGGCGGGCAGUCCCGCCAAACUGCGAGGACUACCUUUCAGGUGGUCGAGGGCAUCACCGACGACAUCCUUUCGGUCAAUAGGGCCGUGGAUGCGGGCGCCAAAGUGGUUUUCCACAAGCCACGCUCGUACAUCGAGUGGGCCGACUUCUUCAGGCAAGGGAACCAGAACGUGGCCUGGGCCAUCCAGAAAAGGAUGGGCGCGGAGAAGGUGAAGGUGCGGGAAGUACGUACAACUGACAAGGUUGCCUACCGGAUCCUAAAUGGAGUGGAUGACCA
Messenger RNA from Symbiodinium pilosum, 368 nucleotides. NCBI's taxonomy places the organism in Eukaryota, Dinophyceae, Suessiales, Symbiodiniaceae. The record is from the annotation of a GenBank genome assembly.